Molecule: messenger RNA, 1076 nt
Organism: Eruca vesicaria subsp. sativa (arugula)
Lineage: Eukaryota; Viridiplantae; Streptophyta; Magnoliopsida; Brassicales; Brassicaceae
Source: the annotation of a GenBank genome assembly
AGAUUGCUCACUCAUCAGUCUCGAAGGGGAUCCAAAAAUGGAGAUGACGUCAUCGGAACAUGAAACUCCACGAGACACUUCCUCCGUCCCUCCUCCUAGUGACGACGGAGCUCCACGCCAGGAUCACGCCCUACUUCCUCAAAGUCCAGAGCAUCCAGUGGCUGUGCAGGAAGCAGAAAUGUCUGAGGAAGAAGUGAAGGGAACAUUUGAAGCUGUUGCAUCCACCGGAAAGUUCUGGCUGGACUGGGAGAAACUAAAGGGAAUGCUGUCGUGGUGGUUGAAGAAGGUUCUGUCAGAAUAUCCUGAGGCAAAGAUGACUGACGAACAACAAAAGGAAGCCCUAGGCGAAACAUAUUCACAGCUGGUUAGUCGAUUGGAUGAAGCCCUUCUUAGUUUCGACGAAGGUCCUCCAUUUACACUGCAGAGACUCUGUGAGAUCCUUUUGGCUGCAAGGAGUAUCUACCCAAAGCUCUCAAAGCUUGCUCUUGCUUUAGAAAAGAAUCUGUUGGUUACUUCUAUGUUAUCCAUCAGUCCAGACCCACAAUCACAAACCACUGAGGAUGCAAACGCAGCAACGGAAGACGCAAAAACUGCUGCAGCAAAUUGGACACCAAAUGGAACUGAAGCAGUGGUGGGAGGCGACAAGGAUGAGAUAAUGACAGAGGUAGAGGAAGCAGAUGUUGAUGACGCAAUGACUAUUGACAUGGAAACUAUCGAUGAACCAUCAGAGACAAUGACGACAGCUAGUGAGAGUGAGAAGCCAAGUGAAACCAAUGCUGCAGAACCAUCAUCGGAUUCAAUGGCUGCCGAGGAGGGAGAUUCACGGGUGACAUGAACGGUAUGGUUUGAGAGACAAGUGUGUGAACAUGAUCAGCUUUUGAAACUGACCUCGAAUAUAAUGUUUGUUUUACGAGGAGAUAUUCGUGGUUCUUUCUUUCACUGUAUUAGUUUUAUGAAGGUUUUCUUGUGUAGAUUUUUGGAUUGAUUCUCAAAUUCAGACGAAAAAUAUUUUAAAAUGAAUUGCCUUUGUGAAUCCUCAAAAAACAAAUAUUAUGAGAGUGAAAAGUAUAGUAAAA